This is a messenger RNA of Hydra vulgaris (swiftwater hydra), 2635 nucleotides long. Its product is annotated as acid-sensing ion channel 2. Gene Ontology annotation, cellular component: plasma membrane. Gene Ontology annotation, biological process: sodium ion transmembrane transport. Lineage: Eukaryota; Metazoa; Cnidaria; Hydrozoa; Anthoathecata; Hydridae. Gene Ontology annotation, molecular function: ligand-gated sodium channel activity. The record is from RefSeq and is a predicted model, not a curated record.
AUUAUGUUUUUAGUUAAAUGCUUGGAAUAUAAUUCUUGCUUUUAAUACCUUAUUAGUCCUCUAGCUUGUAUACAUUGUACAAUAUUUCCAAAGAAUACACGUUUGCUUGGUUUAACUCUAUUUAAAAUUAUGAACUAAAAAAAGCUUCUUAAAGAUUGUUUUAUUAGAAAAUGAGUUCUAUAGCAAGAUUUGCAAAUAUAGCCAAAGUUUCGAGUAGACAUGUUGAUGAUGUUUCGAAAAAAGAAUCCGAACCGUUGAUUGAAAAAAAAGACGAAGAAAUUGAUAUUUUGCUAAAAAAUAAGGAUGCCAUCUUUAAUAAUGAAACAAAACAUGAAAAUAAAAAAUCCUUCAAAAGGUGGUCGCUGUUAAAAGAACAUCCAAACUAUUCACAGAUUAUAAAUGAGGUUGUUGAGGUGCCCGACUUUCAAGAGACUGACACUAACAAAAAGCUCAUUUCUCAGGGAACCGACACUAAAGAAGUUCCGAAUUUUCAAGAGACUUCUACUAAAGAAAUAACCAAUUUUCAAGGAACUGAAUCUAAAAAUGAUGAGGCAUCAGACAAAAUAGUUUUACCUGCUGAUAAUCAAUCUGUCGAUUCAGAGGUAACGCUAAAUUUAAGUGGAAAUACAAAAUGGGCAGCGUUAACAAAGAAAAAUGCUAAAAAAAUUAUUUUGGAAUCUGACAAACUUAAACAACCCGUAUUGAGUUUAAGUAGUGACUCGACUUCACAAACUGAUAAUAAAAUUUUAAAUAAUAAAAAUUCAUUAGGAAAAAGUAAAUGGAAUGCUGUAAGGGAGCGUACUAACUCCAUAAAAAAUACUAAAGAUGAUGUGAAUUCAAACGAAAAACCGUCUUUACCAAAACUGUUACAAGUUGUUAACACUGCCACAGCAACUAAAACAGCUGCAUCAAAGUUUUUAGAAGCAUCUCAAAUGAGAGUUAAUCUGAAAGCAAGAAUGCGUAAAAUAGUUCAAGAAAGGUUGACAGUAAAACAAAUAUUUAAACGAUACGUUGAAAGUUCAACGCUUCAUGGUUUUUGUUACGUUUGUGGCGAUACCUUUUUAGUAAGAAGAGUAUUAUGGGCUCUUUUAAUGAUACUAGGAGCAAUAUAUUUUAUUAUUAAACUUAGAUAUGGAAUUGAGGAAUAUUUAAACUAUCCAUUUAGUACAUUGUCAACUGUUGAUUACGUUCACGAAUUGUUUUUUCCAGCAAUGAGCCUUUGCGCAACAAACAGUUACCUUGCUUCAAUGGUUUCUAAAAAUCAGUUAAAGUUACUUUACGAUGAAGGAAGACUACCUUUAGAUAACAAUCAAACUAACCCCUCUUACAAUAUGUCAGGAAACGAAUUAGUAAAAGCAAUUCAAGAAAGCUCAUUAUCAAUAGAGUCAAUGUUAGCAUUUUGUGAUUGGAUUCAACAAGAUACUAACAACCCUGAUAUACCGCCAAAUCCCUGUGGUCCUCAAAACUUUACCACCUAUCUAAACUACAAAGGUGAGCAAUGUUACACGCUUAACUCUGGAUUAGAAGGACAUAAACUACUUAAAGUUGAUACUGUCGGCUUAACAUAUGGUUACGAGCUAAUUUUUGAUUUACAAACAAACAAAGUUAUUAAAAACAAUCAGUUUUCAGGUAUGAGAGUAGUAAUACAUAAUCAAGAUGUUCCACCUCAAUUAGCUGACGGGUUUAUAAUUCCCCCUGGCUUUAAAACAUUUGUUAAAAUGGGAACCGUACAGUCUAAAAGUCUUCCUCCACCUUACUCAACAGAAUGCGGAACAAAAAAACUGAAGUACUACAAUACAUACAGUCAGAGAUUUUGCCUUCUUGAAACUCUUACAGAUUUUACUGGAAAGUUAUGUGGAUGCAGAGACGUUUUUAUGCCAGAAAAUGGACUUCCAUUCUGUUCAUUGAAAGAGUUAUAUUCUUGUAUGUAUCCAGCAAAAGAAUCAUUUUCUGAAUUUACCAUGCGUAAAGAAUGCCCUGCAGAUUGCGAAGAGCGUACAUAUCCGUAUGAGCUAUCAGAAGCUAGAUUUAUACAUAACCCUCCAAUAGGUUUAUCAAUUCAAGGUUUAGCAAAUUUGCAACACAAAAAACAUUUAGAGGAAGAAUUAUACUUAUCAAAGUUAGCUCAAAGCAUGACAUCCGAGGAACUUGAUGCAUAUGUCGAAGACAACAUUGUCAGCGUGAUAUUCUUUUUUGGUGACACUCGAAUAGAUUAUAAUGAACAAGAAGCUACAAAUGAUUUUUUUCAGUUCCUAGGUAACAUGGGUGGCGAGUUCGGACUAAUGUUGGGUGCUAGUUUGUUAACAUUUGUAGAAUUUGUUGAUUUAUUUAUCUUUCUGAUAUAUCAUCAAAUGCUCAGAUUACACACCCUUAAAAAAGUUCCUGAUAUUUUUGGAAGGAAAAGAAGUCGAAUUAAUGAGUACAUUAAAAAACGCGAGAAAACACGCGUGUAACGUUUGUUUUUAAUGAAAUAUCUUUCGAGUUUGAUUUGGAACUUUCAACAGCAAUGCAUAUGUUAGUUGACUUUCAGCUGAAUACUUUGGAAAACUUUUGUAAACGUUUACAAAACAUGAAGUCUACUUUUAAAACUGUAUUUAAAAAACUUAUUAAUUAAUUUAAUAAAUCAUUAAAGUAA